GGAAACAAAAGUUAUCAAAUAAUUGUCAUUGCAAGUUUUAUGUUAAAUGAUUGCCGCUUUUUAAAUCUUUAUUUUUUAUAUGGCAAUCGAUUAAAGGAAGAAGCAUUGUUAAAAAUACGGAAACUAUAGAAAGUUAAGUCUCAGUUUGCUGAGAGAAGCAGUAAUAUAUGAAAUUAUUUAGGAGGAAAGGAAAAAGUUUUGUGUCAAACUCCUUGAAAGAAAUUAGUUUAAGCUUAAUAAAAUUAUUUGACAAAAUCUUAAUGAAAAGCCUUAAAGCACUCGAGAACAAUACUUACAGUAUCAAACUCGAUUUUCAACACAAUACUUGAGAAUGUCGGCACACGUUAUGUGCUUGACUUCUUCUGGAGGAAUUCCUCUGUUUUCACGCCAAAAGGGAGAUAGUAACACGAUGACGUUUUCAAAAAUCGCAUCCCUCAAUGGAGUUCACAUGUUUUUGAAAUCACAGGACAUCACUCUACUGAGUACGGAUUUGCCUGACGUGACAGUAGCAUGGAAAGAAUUCGAACGAUGUAUCAUACUAAUAGCAAUUGCGAGUGGAGUAACAAAAUAUGUGCUGGACAAGUUUUUGGACGCCACUUUUGGCGCAAUGAUUCUCUUCACUGGUAUUGAUGAGAUAAAGAAUACUAAAAAUAUAGAAAGACUCAAGAAAGACAUGCGUCUUUGCAGUCCUAUUAUUGAUAAACUAAUGGACUGCUUGGACAUAGGGGAUAAAAUUUCUACGAAAACCGAUAUGAUUAACAUGACAGAAUGCAUCAUAUCUUUGGAAAAUCAUUUGCUUCAGACUUGUUUAGAGGGAUUUAUGGAAUGUCUGGACUCGAUGUAUGGAUGCGUUUUGGUGCAUGGUUGUGUAGCAGCUGCUACAGAAGGCUGGUGGUCAUUGGAUCCUGUGGAAAGAAAAUUAUUAACAAUAGCAAUUGCUUCAGAGAGUAUUUGUACCACGCGAGACAUUCCAGUGUUUUUACCUCGUAAAAGUUCGAACGUAGCUUUUAGAUUGGUAUCUGUAACUCUAAUUAAUCACGUAGAAGUGCUGGCAUUAUGUGGACCAAAUCCAGAAUUAACAGAAAUUGAGAGAUAUGCUAUGCAAUGUUGGAAGAGCAAUAUGGAUGCAUUAUGUACUGUUGAACAGUGUUAUCCACGAAACCUACCUAUGUCGGUCUCUUUAGAUAGUGAAACACUUGGAUUUCUACUGGCAAAUUACAAGAUAGAAAAAUUCGUACUUGGUAAAAACUCUCAAUGCGCGAAAAAUCGCGUGACGGGAUCGCACAGAUUAGAUAUUUUGCGAACGUUUUAUCAUCAAGCGGUCGAAACAUUCGCGCUGUCAAUCGAACAUGAAGAGAGUAACGAUGCAAAAUUAACCACGAGUACCUGGAAAUUUAUCGGGGCUAAAGAAACAUACUUGUGUUCCGAAUAUCACAAAUGUCAUGCUGUGAAACAUAGUGACAAUAUACUUUGUGUUUUAUACACAUCUGUUGUGCCUACUCAUACUAUGAGACUGAUUAGUCAGAAAAUAGUAAAAAUGAUAUUUAGCGAUAAACAAACAUAUUGGUAA
Molecule: messenger RNA, 1570 nt
Organism: Atta colombica
Lineage: Eukaryota; Metazoa; Arthropoda; Insecta; Hymenoptera; Formicidae
Gene: fy
Product: protein fuzzy homolog
Exons: 6
Coding region: 332-1570 (412 amino acids)
Biological process (GO): vesicle-mediated transport; non-motile cilium assembly
Source: RefSeq, a predicted model, not a curated record